Hemiscyllium ocellatum (epaulette shark) is the source of this 1166-nucleotide messenger RNA. RefSeq names its product serine/threonine-protein kinase pim-3-like. The transcript has 4 exons. Gene Ontology annotation, molecular function: ATP binding; protein serine/threonine kinase activity. Lineage: Eukaryota; Metazoa; Chordata; Chondrichthyes; Orectolobiformes; Hemiscylliidae. The record is from RefSeq and is a predicted model, not a curated record. Gene Ontology annotation, cellular component: cytoplasm. The coding region runs from base 112 to 795 and encodes 227 amino acids. Gene Ontology annotation, biological process: protein autophosphorylation; negative regulation of apoptotic process; regulation of mitotic cell cycle.
UACCGAGUGGGGCAGGAGCUGGGAAGCGGUGGGUUCGGGACGGUGUACGCUGCCACCAGGAUCUCGGAUGGAGCUCCGAGCGAGCGCCGGGUACCGCUGGAGAUUGCGUUGAUGAGGAAGCUGUCCCACCCGGGCCACCCAGGCGUUGUCCAGUUACUGGAUUGGUUUGAGCAGGCUGGAGGCUUCCUUCUGGUGACGGAGCGUCCUGACGAAGGGAAGGACCUCUUCGAUCUCAUCACCGAGGAGGGGCGUCUGGGCGAGGACCGGGCGCGGUCCUACCUCAGGCAGGUCGCCAGCGCCCUGGGCUACUGCCACGCCCGCGGAGUGACCCACCGCGACGUCAAAGAUGAGAAUGUCGUUGUCGAUGUCCGCUCCGGGCAGCUCAAGCUCAUCGACUUCGGGUCAGGGGCUUUCCUCCACCACGGCAUCUACACUGACUUCGACGGAACGAGAGUCUACAGCCCUCCCGAAUACAUCCAGCACCAGCGCUACCAUGCCCUCCCUGCGACCGUCUGGUCCCUUGGGAUCUUGCUGUUCGACAUGAUCUGUGGGGACAUCCCCUUCCAACGGGACGAGGAAAUUCUGGCAGGCAAGGUCCAACUGCCACCCUCCGUCUCGGAAGAAUGUGAGGAUUUGAUCCGAUGGUGCCUUUUGCUGGAUCCCCUGGAGCGGCCGAAGCUGGAGCAGAUUUUGGAUCACCCGUGGGUCCAGCCGGACACUGAGAGACACAGGGACCCGGGUGUCCAGCUCCAGGGGGGUGGGACUGCCACAGACUCCCAUCAGCAAGGACGGUGAACACCCCCUGGGGUCACCAGUGGACACCCUCCGGCCGGCUGGCGCCUCCUUGGGGAAGCUGGCAGAACGUCAAUGGGCCCCCCCUCGGUGGGAUCAUUCCCGGAGACCGAGAGAGACUGUCGGAGCUGAAGAGGGAUUCUCACCAGCAGACCCUCCCAGAGCACCCACUCCCUCAGCACUGACCCUCCCAGAGCACCCACUCCCUCAGCACUGACCCUCCCAGAGCACCCGCUCCCUCAGCACUGACCCUCCCUCAGCACCCACUCCCUCAGCACUGACCCUCCCACAGCGCCCGCUCCCUCAGCGCUGACCCUCCCACAGCGCCCACUCCCUCAGCACUGACCCUCCCACAGCGCCCGCUCCCUCAGCGC